AUGAAUGACAUAAAUGCUUUUAACAUGGAUAAUUCUAAUUGUUCAAGACAAUUAAAAUUUGGCAUGGAUCGCAUAUUAUCGAAUGAAAUUUGUACCAAAAAAACAGAUAUUCUUAAGCCACCUCCAAUACAAUUUCCACCAAUACGUUGCCCCUGCAUCGAAAGUUGCGAGCAAUGCGAAACUGUUAGAACUGUCAAAACGUGCAUUUCAUUCCCGCAUGCCCAUUUGUCAUUACCUGAGGGUACCACACACACACCUGCAUCUUAUACUGGACUAAUGGAGACUUUAGGAACUUUAUAUCGGCCGGCACCAUUACGUCCUUUACCAAAAGCACUUAUUUCAUCUUCCUCGGCAAUAAACUCUUCAGAAACAAACACACGAAGAAAAAGAUCGUGGUCUAGAGCCGUCUUUAGUUCUUUACAGCGAAAAGGUUUGGAAAGAAGAUUCUCUCUGCAAAAAUACAUUACAAAACCAGACAGGCGACAAUUGGCAGCGACUUUAGGUCUAACCGAUGCACAGGUUAAGGUUUGGUUUCAAAAUCGUCGGAUGAAGUGGCGACAUACAAAAGAGAGCGAAAACGUUGUAUUUGGUCCAGAUUCCACACAAAAGGAUUUUCCACAAAAAUUAAUUAAAUCUGUCACCAAUGAUACAACACAACAAGAUGAAGAAGAUAUAGAAAUCGAUUAA
This is a messenger RNA of Cyphomyrmex costatus, 687 nucleotides long. RefSeq names its product H2.0-like homeobox protein. Gene Ontology annotation, molecular function: DNA-binding transcription factor activity, RNA polymerase II-specific; sequence-specific DNA binding. NCBI's taxonomy places the organism in Eukaryota, Metazoa, Arthropoda, Insecta, Hymenoptera, Formicidae. The transcript is spliced from 4 exons. The record is from RefSeq and is a predicted model, not a curated record. Gene Ontology annotation, biological process: regulation of DNA-templated transcription. The coding region runs from base 1 to 687 and encodes 228 amino acids.